AUGGAUGAGUUUGCGCACUCGGCUGAAAGUGUGAUUCGGUACAUGCCAGAUCAGCAGUCUACUUGGGACGAGCAGCCAGAAUGGGGGGAGCCAUAUGGCUCUUUCGCACUUUACACUUCUCAAAGCCAGAAAAAUCAGCUUGGCCAGCUUUCCGACAUCAUGCAGCGCGUGUACGCUACGGAGGAAGACAAACCUCCAUUCACUUAUCGUGUCCACUCAUCUGUGGAAGACUAUCUGGAGGAUGGGGGUGAAAUGCGUGGGCCGGAAGAUCGACCGAGUCUCUGGGAUCACUAUAAAGAAAGGCUGGAGAGGGAGUUUGAUAGUUCGAGAUACCUGGACAAAUUGUGCGAAGAAUCGCCGGGUACGGUCAAGAUUGUUUUCACCACCAGGCUGACGAGAACCGUCCCUUCUUCCUCUUCUGGUGGGGAUGACCCGAGGACGUCGGGCUGGAAGGUGCUAGAUCCCGAAUUCAGUGUCUCGCGCAAAGUCAUGGAUGACUGUCCUAGAGCAAUCCGGGAAGAUAAAGAGGCGCCAGCAGUGUACAAGCGAUCAAUCUACAGACAGAUCGAAUCUUUGGUCCACAACCACAACAGUGGAAGCUACUUCGAGCUAGGCGACGAUACAACGGUGAAGGAAUUUUAA
Messenger RNA from Cryptococcus wingfieldii CBS 7118, 642 nucleotides. RefSeq lists its product as hypothetical. The coding region runs from base 1 to 642 and encodes 213 amino acids. NCBI's taxonomy places the organism in Eukaryota, Fungi, Basidiomycota, Tremellomycetes, Tremellales, Cryptococcaceae. The record is from RefSeq and is a predicted model, not a curated record. The transcript has a single exon.